Messenger RNA from Paraglomus brasilianum, 657 nucleotides. The record is from the annotation of a GenBank genome assembly. Lineage: Eukaryota; Fungi; Glomeromycota; Glomeromycetes; Paraglomerales; Paraglomeraceae.
AUGAGUAGAAUUGACACAUCUGAAUCGAGCAGUGCUACUGAGGAAAUCACUGCAAACGAGCAUAAGCUAAAUCAAAUAGGGGGAGACUUUUUGAAAGCAUUCAUCAAUCUAGGGCGUCGUCGUGAAAUCGAACAAGUCUUCCAAGUAGCCACACUAUUCUCCAUACUCGAAAACGAUCCAUUAGACCCUCUUUAUAAACGCAUCGAUCAUAUCAAAAAUAUUUUGAAGUACGUGUGCGCUGAAUAUGAAAGUCCAACGAAAGAGAUAAUGCGGUCAGAUCUAAAACAAUUGGUUGCCCAGCACCUCUCUCGUAAUUCCGAUGUCGCCGUUGGUGAUUCCGUCGAGGUAGGCGCUGGAACAUCCGUUGAACCUAUCAAGUCAGAUUCUCUGCGUCCGAACAAAAGGCCAAUCUCCCGCUCAGAAACAGAACCGUCCAAGAGUGAUGUACAGAGCAGUGAUGUGCCGAAAAUCUGUGUUACCCAUUAUGAACGAACGUCGUCAUCUUCCACAACAGUAGAUCAACAGUUAUUGCCACCCAAUCGUAUACUGCAUCCAUAUUUGAAUAAUCCUAGCCUCGAUCCGACAGCCGACACCGAUGUUGACUAUGGUCAGUUUUAUGAGUUUGUUAGCUCUCCAUAUCCUGAUGGAAAUCCAUGA